UUUGGUGACGUUCAUUUGGCAACAGGGAACAGGGACGGAGGUAAUCUGGCCACUGUUGUCGGUUUUGUGCGCUUGCCGUUUAGUUUCGGUUUAGUUGUCGGUCGUUUUUCAUCGUUCCUUUUCAGACAGGAAGAGAGGGCACCGCGUCUGUUUGGAUGAGACGCGACGCUUUCGGAACGCGCUGCUACGGUCGUUGGAGCUUUUAAGCAUCGUUUAUAGCGAUUAAGAAAGAUUUCAGUGAAAACAUUUUUUUUCGAGUGUUUGUGACUUAGGAUUUGCCGAUGGUUUUUAAAGUGGUUGGUGUCCCUUAGUGAAUUAACAUUGGAUAUUAUGGUACUUUGGCAGUAUUAAAAAACGUGUAGAUAUUCUUCUACAAUGUUUAAAACGGGUCCGCCGCCGCAGGGUGGUCAGAUAAAAUUUACGAUUGCAGACACGUUGGAGCGGAUAAAAGAAGAAUUUAAUUUUUUACAAGCCCAAUACCACACGUUGAAACUAGAAUGUGAGAAAUUAGCGUCAGAAAAAACUGAAAUGCAACGGCACUAUGUUAUGUAUUAUGAGAUGUCCUAUGGCCUUAAUGUAGAGAUGCACAAACAGACUGAAAUAGCGAAACGAUUAAACGCGAUCAUAGCACAAGUGAUGCCGUUCCUAGCGCAAGAACAUCAGCAGCAAGUGGCUAGCGCUGUCGAAAGGGCAAAGCAGGUUACUAUGACAGAAUUGAAUGCCAUCAUUGGGGUAAGCCAACAGCAACAACAGGGUCUUCAGCAGUUGCUUCAGCAAAUCCACGCGCAACAGCUUCCACAUGCUGGUGGUCCAGGCGGUCUCCCUAUGGGUCCGCACCCCGUGCUGCCGGGAAUGGGACCCGCUGCCGCGGGUCUUCUCGGAUUCGGAGCAGGUCUUCCUCCUGGUGCUGCUCCCCAUCCGUCAGCGGUGGCCGGUUCGGCGCAUCCCUUACUUAAGCCAGCUGAUCUGCACCCACGUGGAGGAGCGGAGGAUCUCAAGAGACCAAACAGCACCAACACCUCCGAUGAAAGACUGGUAAGGAAUUCUCUUUCGCCGGGCGACCGGGAUAAGUAUCGCUCAAGAUCGUCCCCCGAUGUCGACCAGGCCGUUAAGCGACGAAAAGAGGAUAAAUUAGGUCACGAGAGUGACGGAGAAAAAAGUGAUCAGGACCUGGUUGUAGAUGUUGCUAAUGAGGAAGCGGCUUCACCACAUACCAAUGGAGACCAUGUGUCACUGGGGAACGUGGGAGAUAUUCGCGAAAAUGGAAGUUCGAGCGGCGACAAAAUAAAGACGGAACGUCCUCCGAGCCGAAGUGGAUCGUCAUCAUCGAGAAGCACCCCAUCGCUCAAAAGUAAAGAUGAAAAACCGUUGACACCUGGUUCGAAACCCCGAUCGACAACGCCUAACUUGGGGGCGGGGCCACCACCGGGCGGCUCGAAAGCGGUGCCCGGUGGCCCCCUCGGACCUUAUCCACCUUAUCCGGGUCUGGGUGCGCCACGGACACCCGAACACCAGAUGCCACCCUACGCCCAGGCAUCACCUUACGUCAGAGCACCGCCUCAAGGGCUGCCUCCAGUUGCUUAUGACGGGCAUCCCCAUUCGAGAGCGCCCCCUCUGACGUCGAACGGGUUGGGUACUGUGCCGGGAGGAAAGCCAGCAUACUCGUUUCAUAUGAACGGCGAAGGUCAGCUGCAGCCAGUUCCUUUUCCAUCUGACGCGCUGAUUGGUCCAGGCAUUCCUCGCCAUGCAAGGCAAAUUAACACUUUAAAUCAUGGGGAGGUGGUGUGUGCCGUUACGAUAUCAAAUCCCACUAAAUAUGUAUAUACAGGUGGUAAAGGAUGUGUGAAAGUAUGGGAUAUAGGUCAAUCUGGAAGCAAAAGUCCGGUCAGUCAGCUGGAUUGUUUGCAACGAGAUAACUAUAUCCGUUCAGUGAAACUCUUACCCGAUGGGCGGACGCUUAUUGUCGGUGGUGAGGCCUCCAACCUUUCCAUAUGGGACUUAGCCAGCCCGACGCCUCGGAUAAAAGCAGAAUUGACGUCAUCGGCGCCGGCAUGUUAUGCUUUAGCCAUUAGCCCUGACUCGAAAGUAUGUUUUAGUUGUUGUUCAGAUGGAAACAUUGCCGUUUGGGACCUACACAACCAAACAUUGGUGCGGCAGUUCCAGGGCCACACGGAUGGUGCCUCCUGUAUAGAUAUCAGCUCAGACGGUACUAAACUGUGGACGGGUGGCUUAGAUAACACAGUUCGGAGCUGGGACUUAAGGGAAGGAAAGCAGCUCCAGCAGCACGAUUUCAGUUCCCAAAUCUUUUCAUUAGGAUAUUGUCCGACAGGCGAAUGGUUGGCGGUCGGUAUGGAGAACUCGCAUGUUGAGGUACUUCAUGCGACAAAAGCUGACAAAUAUCAGCUUCACUUGCACGAGAGCUGUGUACUUAGUUUACGUUUCGCAACGUGUGGAAAAUGGUUUGUUUCCACCGGGAAGGAUAAUCUACUUAACGCUUGGAGAACGCCUUAUGGUGCAAGCAUUUUCCAGUCCAAAGAAUCCUCAAGUGUUCUCAGUUGUGAUAUCUCAACGGACGACAAGUACAUUGUAACGGGAUCGGGUGACAAAAAGGCGACAGUCUACGAAGUGAUAUACUGACAGUUUUAGUGAAAUUGUGCGAGGUAAAUAAAAUAAAAGAGACAACGCGCGCUCGUGUGUGUGUGUAUAUACAGGGACCAGACUGACAUAGAACGUGGCAACAUUCUCCCGUGUGCAGCUUAGCUUAUUGUGAAAAACUCGAUGACUUUUGUUAAGGAAGCACUCGAUCGUUGUUAUAUGUCAAUUUUCUUUUCUUUUACACAGAAUCUUUAAAGUUUUAUUCUGACCAUGAAAAUUAAUAAAUCUUUAUGUGACAAGA
This is a messenger RNA of Anthonomus grandis grandis, 2896 nucleotides long. It is a transcript of the gene gro, whose product is annotated as protein groucho. Bases 376 to 2637 code for a protein of 753 amino acids. The record is from RefSeq and is a predicted model, not a curated record. Gene Ontology annotation, molecular function: protein binding; transcription corepressor activity. The transcript has 16 exons. NCBI's taxonomy places the organism in Eukaryota, Metazoa, Arthropoda, Insecta, Coleoptera, Curculionidae. Gene Ontology annotation, biological process: regulation of DNA-templated transcription; negative regulation of canonical Wnt signaling pathway. Gene Ontology annotation, cellular component: nucleus; transcription regulator complex.